AAAACCUUAUAAGAAAAGCUAGGCCACUAGUGCGCUAUUCUCCCUCCUCUCUGCUCCCCUAGUAUCUCUCUCUGUCUCUCCCUCUCGAGAUUAAUUCAAACAUGAAAAGCAAAUUGGCUCUAAUAUUUCAGGAAAUUUCUUAAACAUUUCAUUGAAACUUUGGCGAAGUUUCCAUUUAGAGUAAAGCAAAGAAUUAGAUUUAAUUUGGUGUUUCUUUGGCCUUUUUUCCCCCUUUGAACGGUGGAGAAGUGAAUUUAAGAGUAUGUCGUGUUGCUUCUCCUGCUUCAAACAUGAUCCAUCUAAGGAUCCUUUAAAUACCGCCUUGGUAAUUUCACGGUAUGAAGAAGAAGAUCGCAUGGUACGUCGGAAAAGACAAGAAGAAGAUGAAAAGAUUGAGAUUGAAAGGGUUAAGGAAGAAAGUUUGAAGCUAGCUAAGCAGGCGGAAGAAAAGAGAAGAUUAGAAGAGUCGAAGGAGCAAGGCAAAAGAAUACAAGUGGACGAUGAUCAGCUUGCAAAGACUACUUCUAAAGAUAAGGGACAAAUUAAUCAUUCCAAAGAUGUAGUGGAAGAAGAUGUGAAUCCUCCUCCUAGGUAAAGCUAUAUCCUAUAUAUAUGUGUUCCACUGCGCAAUUUUGUAUUUAGAGAUUUUUGGCUCAAAUCAAGUAUUGUUUUACUUUACUUGUAGCAGUAUUGAUGGCAAAUCUGAGAUUGGAGAUGGAACAUCUGUCAAUCCUCGAUGUUUAUGUUGUUUUCAUUGCCACAGACCAUUUGUUAUGCACGAGAUUUUGAAGAAGGGAAAAUUUCACAUAGAUUGCUACAAGGAGUACUACCGUAAUCGCAACUGCUAUGUUUGCCAACAAAAGAUUCCUGUAAAUGCGGAAGGUAUAAGAAAGUUCAGUGAGCAUCCGUUCUGGAAGGAGAAAUACUGUCCUAUUCAUGAUGAGGAUGGAACUGCCAAGUGUUGCAGCUGUGAAAGAUUAGAGCCUAGGGGAACGAACUAUGUAAUGCUUGGUGAUUUCCGGUGGCUAUGUAUAGAGUGUAUGGGAUCAGCGGUUAUGGAUACUAACGAAGUCCAGCCUUUGCACUUUGAAAUCCGUGAAUUCUUCGAAGGCUUGUUCUUGAAGGUUGACAAAGAAUUUGCUCUGCUUCUUGUCGAGAAACAAGCGCUUAAUAAAGCUGAGGAAGAAGAGAAGAUCGACUACCAUCGUGCAGCCGUAACCAGAGGUCUUUGCAUGUCUGAAGAGCAAAUUGUCCCAAGUAUAAUAAAAGGGCCACGGAUGGGACCGGACAAUCAGCUAAUAACAGACAUAGUUACAGAGUCUCAAAGAGUGAGUGGAUUCGAGGUUACAGGGAUUCUCAUCAUAUAUGGACUUCCUAGGUUACUAACAGGAUAUAUCUUGGCUCACGAGAUGAUGCAUGCUUGGCUUAGACUCAAUGGUUAUAAGAAUCUUAAGUUAGAGCUUGAAGAAGGAUUAUGUCAAGCGUUAGGUCUCAGAUGGUUGGAGUCUCAGACAUUUGCAUCUACUGAUGCUGCUGCUGCUGCUGCUGUAGCUUCUUCCUCUUCUUUUUCUUCUUCCACUGCUCCUCCAGCCGCUAUCACGUCAAAGAAAAGUGACGACUGGUCUAUUUUCGAGAAGAAGCUCGUAGAGUUUUGCAUGAAUCAGAUCAAAGAGGAUGAUUCACCGGUCUACGGUCUCGGAUUCAAACAAGUUUACGAGAUGAUGGUCUCAAAUAACUACAACAUUAAGGAUACCCUUAAAGAUAUCGUUAGCGCUUCCAACGCUACACCAGAUUCAACGGUUUGAAUCAGCCCAUACAUUAUACCAACAAUACCUUCUGAAGAAAAAAGAAGAAAAUCAUAAUAAUUAAUUGAUUCCCAUUUGUAAAAAUAAAAAGAAAGGAUUUCCCGUAAAAAAAUAAGGAAAUCAAAAUCAUAUUUUUCUUGAAUUGCAGUUUUUUUGGUCAAAAAAAUAUACGACAGUUUUUUGUAGUUGUCGGCCGACAUUUAUCAAAACAAACAUAUCUCACAAGGACAACAGAAAGUGGAGAAAGAUUUACAAAAGGUUUUGGCUCG
This is a messenger RNA of Arabidopsis thaliana (thale cress), 2074 nucleotides long. RefSeq names its product DA1-related protein 3 (gene DAR3). Bases 774 to 1805 code for a protein of 343 amino acids. The record is from RefSeq and is marked reviewed. The transcript is spliced from 8 exons. Lineage: Eukaryota; Viridiplantae; Streptophyta; Magnoliopsida; Brassicales; Brassicaceae.